UGCUGCACCCGCCGUCUAGGCAGCGAGCCUGUAGACGCGAUGAGACCAUUUCAGCCCCCUUGCGAUAAGAAUGUAUGCGGUCGUAUGAAUGCAGUAUGGAGUGCAAUAUACCCAACAGUAUCAGCCCGUGAACACGUUGAAGAUAGAAAGAAAAAAACUGCGUUGGGCUUCUUCCGAAUUUCUGCCCGCUCAGUGCUCUAAUGAGGAAGAAGAAAAUAGCGGGGAGGUCGACGAGGAACACAGCGCAUCUAAAAACUCUAACGAUCCACAACGUAGUAUAUCGAACGACUUGAAAACUGAUCAGAGGGUAAAGUCUAAGAAACGUGGAAAAACUUCGAAUGUGCCUGCCACGGCUAUGGUGGCAAGAAGUAUUGUUCCCGUAAUUUCGCCGAAAAAAGACGCCGUACCAAAUAUAUCCGAAUCGAAAAAUGCUACCAAAGUAAUUGGAGAGACUACUUCGCAGUCAAAGGAGGUUGUCCCAUCUACGCCAACUAAAUCAAUGACGCGUAAAACUCCGCUGCUAAAAACCGGAACUUUAUCGAAGAAAACUGAGAAGACAAAAAAACGACCAGCGAAACUCUGUGUUAUCACGGCAACUGUCGUAGUAUUACUUGUAACAAUAGGCGCAGGAGUUUCUCUCUAUUGUAUUCGAGAGCUCUACCUACCACAUUCACCUGUUCCUCAAGCUACUGGGAGCUCGGCUGCUCCUAUUGUGACUAGAGCGGCUCAUUCGACCCAUUCGAUUUUGAAUACAAUGUUGUCUAGUCCGGCGCUUCUGGAACAGCCGAUCCGAUCAAGCGAUCGUGUACCGCGCAGUCUAGCAGACGAUGUUUCUGCUGCAAACCCAGCAAAACUCUUCAGUACAGAUCGACAUACAGCGCCAACAGUCAUGACAAUGCCCGAUGUUAAGGCGAAUAUCGUCAGAAACUCAGACGUUAGAUCUGCUGUUUCGACAGUUGAGGACACAGGAGCUAUGUUCAACGAUCAGCCGUCUUCAGGCGUGCAGUCCGAUGCAGGUUCGAGUAAUCUGAUUUUGUCUAAUACCUUGGGAGCCGCACCAAGUGGCUCUGCGGUCAAUCGUAUCCUGCAAGCAGUUGCAAGUAAAAUCAAAUAAUGGCAUGCAAUGA
Molecule: messenger RNA, 1127 nt
Organism: Varroa destructor (honeybee mite)
Lineage: Eukaryota; Metazoa; Arthropoda; Arachnida; Mesostigmata; Varroidae
Source: RefSeq, a predicted model, not a curated record